CCUUCUGCAACAGAUAACAUCUUCCAUCAGAGGAAUUAUAUAUCGCCUUAGUAGCAAUCAUGAACGAACCAAUCAAGUAUUGUCAAUGUUCACAUAUAUUCACGAUUCUCCAAAUCUACAUCACAUCUCGCAUCGCAACACACCACCAUCCAAGACAAAUAUCUCAAAAAAAAUGAAACAUAAUAGUCAUCAUCUUCAUGUCAUCGUAACCGUAAACUCUUUUUUUUUUUUCCGUACCUUUUUCUUCUUCUUUUUUUUGGACUCCUCGCUUGUUCAACCCUUCUUUUUUGUUUGUGGAAAGGAAAAUAAUAGCCGCCAUGAAAUGGAUAAAGCAAGGUUGGCGCGAUGGUGGUUAUAUCCUCAAAGGGACUGCCGUGAAGCCUUUCAACCACGUGUAUAUGUGCGCCAUUGGCUGCCUGUGAAGGUCCAAGCCAAAACCAAGGGGGAAAUAUGAAAAACAAUGCGGGUAAAGUAAAUCACCACCUUAAA
Messenger RNA from Trichoderma harzianum CBS 226.95, 489 nucleotides. RefSeq lists its product as hypothetical. The coding region runs from base 86 to 454 and encodes 122 amino acids. The transcript has 2 exons. The record is from RefSeq and is a predicted model, not a curated record. Lineage: Eukaryota; Fungi; Ascomycota; Sordariomycetes; Hypocreales; Hypocreaceae.